Messenger RNA from Callithrix jacchus (white-tufted-ear marmoset), 2008 nucleotides. RefSeq names its product neuromedin U receptor 1 (gene NMUR1). Gene Ontology annotation, molecular function: neuromedin U receptor activity. Gene Ontology annotation, cellular component: plasma membrane. Gene Ontology annotation, biological process: neuropeptide signaling pathway. The record is from RefSeq and is a predicted model, not a curated record. NCBI's taxonomy places the organism in Eukaryota, Metazoa, Chordata, Mammalia, Primates, Cebidae.
CGGGGCGUCGGGGCGCCGGGGCGCGGGCUGGGGCUGCCGUCAGUCAGCCCAUCUGCUCCCACGCCGUGUCUGUCUGUCGCUCGGAGGGUGGACGCCGGGGUCUCGCAGGCCACAUGACUCCUCUGUGCCUCAAUUGCUCUGUCCUCCCUGGAGAUCUGUCCCCAGGUGGUGCAAGGAGCCCCAUGGUUUGCAAUGGCAGUGCGGCCAGGGGGUACUUUGACCCUGAGGACUUGAACCUGACUGACGAGGCACUGAGAUUCAAGUACCUGGGGCCCCAGCAGACAGAGCUGUUUGUGCCCAUCUGUGUGACGUACCUGCUGAUCUUUGUGGUGGGUGCUGUGGGUAACGGGCUGACCUGCCUGGUCAUCCUGCGCCACAAGGCCAUGCACACACCCACCAACUACUACCUCUUCAGCCUGGCCGUGUCGGACCUGCUGGUGCUGCUGGUGGGCCUGCCCCUGGAGCUCUAUGAGAUGUGGCACAACUACCCCUACCUGUUGGGCAUUGGUGGCUGCUAUUUCCGAACGCUGCUGUUUGAGAUGGUCUGCCUGGCUUCAGUGCUCAACGUCACUGCCCUAAGUGUGGAACGCUAUGUGGCUGUGGUACACCCGCUCAAGGCUAGGUCCAUGGUGACACGGGCCCAUGUGCGUCGAGUGCUUGGGACCGUCUGGGGUCUCGCCAUGCUCUGCUCCCUGCCCAACACCAGCCUGCACGGCAUCCAGCAGCUGCAACUACCCUGCCGGGGUCCGGUGCCUGACUCAACCAUGUGCAUGCUGGUCCGCCCACGGCCCCUCUACAGCCUGGUGGUGCAGACCACCGCGCUGCUCUUCUUCUGUCUGCCGAUGGCCAUCAUCAGUGUGCUCUACUUGCUCAUUGGGCUACGGCUGUGGCGGGAGAGGCUGCUGCUCAUCCAGGAGGCCCAGGGCAGGGGCUCCAAAGCUGCCAGGUCCAGACACACCUGCAGGCUCCAGCAGCGAGAUCGGGGCCGGAGACAAGUGACCAAGAUGCUGUUUGUCCUGGUCGUGGUGUUCGGCAUCUGCUGGGCCCCGUUCCAUGCAGACCGCGUCAUGUGGAGCCUCGUGUCACAGUGGACAGAGGGCCUGAAGCUGGCCUUCCAGUACCUGCACGUCAUCUCUGGUGUCUUCUUCUACCUCGGCUCGGCAGCCAACCCAGUGCUCUACAGCCUCAUGUCCAGCCGCUUCCGAGAGACCUUCCAGGAGACCCUGUGCCUCAGAGCCGGCUGCCACCGCCUCAGACCUCACCACAGCUCCUACAGCCUCAGCAGGGUGACCACGGGCAGCACUCUGUGUGAUGUGGGCACCCCAGGCAGCAGGGUCCACCCACUGGCUGGGAACGAUGGCCCAGAGGGGCAGCAAGAGACUGACCCACUAUGAGUGGAGCCUCAAAGUGGCUUCACCUGGAGGGGUCGGAGGGCCACGAGGAACUGGGGAGACACAUCUGCCUUCCUCUGAAGGGAUACCUUCACCUACUGUCCCCUGUUCAGCCUAGAAAUUCUGAUCGGCAGGUCAGUCCCCCGCAGAGGGAAACAGCAGGAGGAAGGAUUGAUCUCUGAUUGCUGAGGACUCAUACUGGCCAGACGCCACACUGUGUGCUUCUUAUCCCUCACUGCCACUUCCCCAGUUCAAGUCCUUCCCCUGCAGAAAUACCACAGUUAGCUGGGGCUCAGCAGUCCUCCCUCUGGGGACUCCCACCACCACUGCCAGUUUCUGAAAUGGUCCCACUGGGCCCUCGCUGUCCUUCCCAGGUCCUGUUCAGGUUCUGGCAGGGGCCUGGGGAUCCAGGAGACCUGCUUCCAAUCUCAGCCCUGCUGUCACCACCUUGUCAUGUGGCAUCAAGCAUAUCAGUCCACCUUUCUAGGCCUCAGUUCCUUGCUUGAAAAAUGAAAGAGGCACUGGCUUUACACAGUGACAUGCUUGGACACUUUAGCUGUGGUUUUCUUUCUCUGUGUUAAGUUACUGCUUGUAAUGAAACCAACAAUACUCUCAGA